UGACUAACUUUUAGCCUUCAAAAAAUACUGAAUCAUGGGUACAAAUCUUACUGGGGAAUGUGACAGAAACCUGUGUGUGUGUUUGAGUGCAUUUUGAGGAAGACAGAAACAGAGAGAACAUUACAAUUAUCUGGAUCUUCUUCUCUGUUUGUGAUCGGCUGUGAAGAAAGAGUAGAAGUGUUUUCUUUUUAGUGUUUUACAUUAAAUGGUGACAUGACUCACAGUUCAACAGGUUUGUAGCAAAUCACAAGUCCUCCUCAAUAUGAGUUUCCUCAUAUUUUCCACGAUUUCAUGCGUGUUUAACCCCUGACCCUGAAUAUCCUAAAGUGAGCAGAGUGGCAUCCGAAGCGUCUGCUGACCUUUGACCUGCAGCUCUGUGCCAUGAAGUCCUCUCUCCUCCUCUUCUCCUUCCUCCUGUGUGUGUGUGGCGUUCAGGUGGCUUCAGGUUUCAAAAUCUGUGCCUUUAACCUCCAUCACUUUGGGGAUUCCAAGGUCAAGAAGAGCAAUGUGGUGCAUACUCUUGCCAGGAUCAUCACCCGCUGUGACGUGUCUUUGCUGCAGGAAGUGAGAGACGCGAAAGGGAAAGCGGUACCAAAGCUGCUUGACCGCCUCAACAAGUACGACCCUGAUCAUGACUAUGCCUUUGUGGCCAGUGAGCGGCUGGGCAGGACCUCCUCGUACCAGGAGCAGUACGUGUUCGUUUACAGGACUGACACCGUGUCAGUGACUGGACAGUACCAGUACCCUGAUGAUCGUCAAGGAGACGUCGAUGCUUUCUCCAGAGAACCGUUCGUUGUCCGCUUCAAAGCGCCCAAAACAGAUAUAAAGGAGUUUGUCCUCAUACCUCAGCACACCACUCCAACCAACACCACUAAAGAGCUCGAUGCACUCUAUGACGUUUUGCAGCAUGUGAGGAAGAUGUGGGACACUGAGAACGUGAUGCUUCUCGGGGAUUUCAACGCUGACUGCGGCUACCUGGCUAAGAAGAACAGGAAGAACGUGAGGCUGAUCACAGGGAGGAACCUCUUCUGGCUGAUCCCAGAGAAGACCGACACCACUGUGAAAUUUUCCACCUCCUGCACCUACGACAGGAUCGUUGUGCACGGGGAGAAGUUUGCCAGAGCCAUUGUGCCUUCUUCAGCCGGACCGUUCAACUUCCAGGAGGCUUACAGACUCUCAGAGGAACAGGCACUGGAGGUGAGCGACCACUACCCGGUGGAGGUUCGGCUGAAGGGCAUUGCAGACAAAGUGUCUCUCAGCAUCGGGACGCUCCUGUCUCUGUUUGUCCUCAGUCAACUGGUCUUCAAAGUGUUAACAUGAUGUCAAAACUGAUGAGACUUUAAGGAUUCUCCGACAUGUGGAGUCCAACUCACCACAUAUCACUGAGCACACGAAUGACAAUGUUAGGUUCAGGGUUACGAAAAACUGAAAUACAUACAAAACAACAUCUGAAUAUCUGCACAGGCGUACGAUGCACAUCACAGUAUGAUGGAAAUGUUGAAUAAUCCGUUCCACUUAAUGGACUUGAUUUUUCUCUUUCAGUUUAGCAAAGUUGGACCCUUUUAUUAAUCCUCUCAAUUUGCUCCAAAGCAGAGAGGAUGAGCUCUGAUUAAGCUGCUCCAGGAUACUGAAGCCGCCUUCUACAAACUGGACGACAGCUGCAGUAUCAUAAACACUCUAAAAGCAAAAUAAUGCAAACAAUAACUAUAAUAUAAUACAUUCUUGUGUCCAGGAUUAAAAUCUAAGUGACUCAGAGUUUUCAUGUACAGAGGUGAUUUAUGAAAGAAGCAGUUUAAGGUCAUAAAUCAUUAAGCUAAAUUAAUAAUUAAAGUUCUUCAACAUUGCAAAUCAAGCAACUGAAAUAAUGACAUGUGAUAUUAUCAUUUAUCAAUCUGUAAACAUAUAGAAGAAUAGGUGACGUUGUUGCCAAUAUUAUGAAAUUGAAGCACAAACAUUAUUUGACAUUUUAAAGUUGGAAUGUAGAAUACAUUUUAUUUGAUGUUGGACUCUCUUUGACUUCUUUAAGCAAAUGUGCAUUGUUGUCAGGAAAUGAAAUGUAAAAGCUGGAUGAGUUCAUAUUUGUGUGUGUGUGUGUGUGUGUGUGUGUGUGUGUGUGUGUGUGUGUGUGUGUGUGUGUGUGUGUGUGUGUGUGUGUGUGUGUGUGUGUGUGUGUGUGUGUGUGUGUGUGUGUGUGUGUGUGUGUGUGUGUGUGUGUGUGUGUGUGUGUGUGUGUGUGUGUGAGUGUGAGAGAGAAGACAUUUCUUGAGAAUGAGGAAGCUAACUGGGUAAUAACCACACAGAAAAUUAUGAAAUGUGUUAUUUUCUGUUGUAUUCUCUUCCUCUUUUUUUCCUGCUCUUUGUUUUCCUCAAUGCAGUUUCUGUUUGUUGUAUAUUUUUAUUUUCUUAUGCGUAAUUCUGUUUUUUCUUUGUAUACGAGCUGUUAUAUAAAAACAGAAUCAACAAACUUACAUCUCUAGCUUCAAUGAAUUGAAAUGUAAAACAUCCCGUUUCUUUAGUUGUGGAAUGCAGGCAAAACAACGACUCUUCUACACUGUGAACUAUUUCUAUCAAUAUGUCUGUCCAUUACAUUGCAGGUGUAAUUAAACUGUCUGGCUGUCACAUUCAUAACCUAUAAUCAUGAGCCUAAUCCUGAGUGAACGUAAUGUCCAGCUUAACCCCAGUGUGUGUAUUUGUGUUUAACAUCUCACAAAAGCCAACUUGUUUGUUAUUUGAGAUCAAGGAAGGAUCAGGUUUGGCUCUGAACAGUGUGUGUGUGUGUGUGUGUGUGUGUGUGUGUGUGUGUGUGUGUGUGUGUGUGUGUGUGUGUGUGUGUGUGUGUGUGUGUGUGUGUGUGUGUGUGUGUGUGUGUGUGUGUGUGUGUGUGUGUGUGUGUGUGUGGGUGUGUGUGUGGGUGUGGGGUGGGGCACAUCUGUAUGUGUCCUCAGCUAAUGUUUGCUGGUUGGAACAUGUUAUGCUCAGGAUAUGGAUCUCUGUAAAUGCUGUUUCUGCACUUCUCACGCACUUACAAAAUGUUACCCACACCUGCUAUAAGUAACUGUUUCAAACUUUACCAUCCUCAGUAAACUCUAGUAAUCCAUUACAUCUGUAUCUUGAAACUAUAGGGGAUCGCAAGAUUUUGAAACAGCCUUCAACAUAUACUCUAUGAGGCAAUGUAAAAGGGAGACGACUGAUGUCAGAGGUUGGAGGUUGUCAUGAUUUGAGAUACAAGAUACUGAUGGAUAUUUACAACUCCUGCUUCCUCAGUAAAGCCACAAACAUUGUAAAGGACUGUUCACACUCCGGUUUUCACCUGUUUGACCUGCUGCCCUCCGGGAGGCGCUACAGAUGUAGAAAAGCAAAGACAAACAGACUCAAAGACAGUUUCUUCCCAAGAGCAAUCAUGGCACUGAACUCUUGCACUAACACCCCUUAUUCUUCCUCCCCUGUGCAAUAACCCUUACAUGUGCAAUCUAUAUAAUUUCUUAUACACACACAUACAUAUUUACUUUACUAAUUGAGUUAUUUCCUGCACUUUCUUUCAUUAUUUUAGGUGUAUGAAUGCUGCGUCUCUUUGUUGUUGUAUGUCUCUUGUGAAUGUUUUGAUAAAAGGAGUAGCUUUUCUCUUUUUUUAUUGUACUUGUAUAAUGACGAUAAACGCUUCUAUCUAAUCAAAUCUAUUUUUAUUUAGAACAUGCACAAUUUCUGUUGAUGUCACGAUGAGUAGGAGGAUUUUAUUUAGUUGAUGACAAUGCACAUUCUUGAUUUCUAUAUAAACGUUGCAUUUUAUGUUUUUUAUUGUGCAAAUAAACCUUCUGAGCAUC
Eleginops maclovinus (Patagonian blennie) is the source of this 3821-nucleotide messenger RNA. It is a transcript of the gene dnase1l1, whose product is annotated as deoxyribonuclease I-like 1. The transcript is spliced from 9 exons. NCBI's taxonomy places the organism in Eukaryota, Metazoa, Chordata, Actinopteri, Perciformes, Eleginopidae. Gene Ontology annotation, cellular component: nucleus. Gene Ontology annotation, molecular function: DNA binding; deoxyribonuclease I activity. Gene Ontology annotation, biological process: DNA catabolic process. The record is from RefSeq and is a predicted model, not a curated record. The coding region runs from base 382 to 1320 and encodes 312 amino acids.